Aspergillus nidulans FGSC A4 is the source of this 1782-nucleotide messenger RNA. RefSeq lists its product as uncharacterized. The transcript is spliced from 4 exons. Bases 1 to 1782 code for a protein of 593 amino acids. NCBI's taxonomy places the organism in Eukaryota, Fungi, Ascomycota, Eurotiomycetes, Eurotiales, Aspergillaceae. The record is from RefSeq and is a predicted model, not a curated record.
AUGAUCCUCCAACACGUUUACGUGCUUGCUUUCCUUCAAUUCCUCUUCCUCAUUCAAGCCUCCAGUGCAGGAUACACCCCUCUGCAAACGUACCAUAAUGCUGACAAAGACACAACUAUUGCCAUCAAGCGGGCCCUGGACUCCGCUAAGGGCACAACGUACACGCUUAAUGAAACGAAAUUGACGAAAAGUUGGGCUGACGCUACCCUAUUCUCCGCUGGAAUAAGUUCCAGUACAAAUGCCUCUGUUGCAUCAGAGGAUGCAACACUAGACCUCGAGGGAGGUCUUGCAGUUGUUUGCGCAGCAUGUUAUAUCAAUGGGUCUGUCAGCGGUUUCUUGACCGUGGAGAACGACUUCAAUAUUACCCAGGCAAUAGAUAAUGUCGUGGAUGAGGUUGCAAACGUGACAGAGUCGGCAAUUGACCAGCUCGAAACUUUUGUUGAUGAUUUAAUCGGCAACGUCACUGAUAUUGACAGUAUCUCGGAUUUCGACUUUCCUGCCUGGCCGACCCUCGACUUGGACUUGGACCUCGAUGAUGCAGACGGGUUCCCAGAUGUACAUGCGCAAUUUGAAUUCAACGACUUAGAGCUUUAUGUGGAGCUGGAUAUCCAGUUGUCCGCUGGGGCAACAUAUACGUUGAACUUAUUUACGUCGCAGAGUGUUGCUGGCUUCUCCAUUCCUGGCCUUGAGGCAGGCGCGCUGUUCAAAGUCUCGCUGGUGCUGAUCGCCCAGGCGGAAAUUGACAUCAGCAGUGGGUUUCAUAUUAAACUUGACGAUGCGUUUGCGUUAGAGUUGGAACUGUUCAACAAGAAUGUCUCGCAAAUUUCAAUGCCCGGUGGAAGAAUGGAAUUUCUUCCAGUAGUCAUUGAAGGCCACGGUAGCCUACAAGCCCUACUCCUACUGGAAGCCAGCGUUGGGUUUGAGAUUGCAAGUCCGAACUCAAUCUUGGCCGACAUUGCCAGUUUUAGUGCUGGAAUAGGCGCUGAAGUCUUCGCUUAUGUGGGCGACUUUCUCGUGCAGGCUGAUGCUUCUACUAGCGACGAUGCAGACUGUGCAGUCGAAGUUGUUGCCGAAUAUACUCUUGCCGUGGGCGCAGCUGCGGGUGCAACUGUCGCUGUUGCUGAGUAUGAAUGGGGCCCUGCGCCUAGUACCACCGUUCCUAUUUUCUAUACCACCCUGGCGAGCAUUUGUGCUGGAAGCAAGACGUCUUCACCGACUACUACACCCGUUUCCACACUAGAAGAGCGGGACAAUGAUCUCGAGAAGACGACAACUACAGUGUCCACCACAUCAACGUACACCAUGGUGUCCUGCUCCUCAAAGGGUCUCGUCAACUGUCCUGUCCGCCUGCAGAGUACAACAUCUGUUGAGCGAGCAUUGACGACAGUUCUAACUGUAGGACCAAAUAUGGAAGCCACCUUCCCCGUGGAUACUUUUACUACCCUGGAAGGUGCUAUUUCCUUUGGGAACAAUGUUCGCACUUUCGGUGCCUUGUCCGGGACGCCGGUUUCCUAUGUUCCCCCACAACCGACUUCUUCAGAAACUGGUAGUGCUGAAAGUGUUGGCUCAGCCGACGAUGGCGGCAAUUCUAACAAGACUCAACUUAUUAUUGGCUUGAGCGUGGGACUGGGAGUUCCGGCCGUCAUAGCUAUAGCGAUUGGGUUAUGGUGGCUUUCUUAUAAACAUAAGGGAUCUCGUAUCAAACAAGAUGGGGUGACAGCGGCCUCUCCAGGUCAGGAGCAGGGUGCGAAACAGCCAAUGACAACAGUGAGCGCUACCUGA